AUGCCAGACCACCUUGGCCACGAUGAGUUCUUCACUCACCUCACAUCCUUGAUCGACAAGACACAGCAAAAAGGCCACGGCUCCGUAUACCUCACACAAAAGCGACUAACAUACGACCCCACCCAACACCCACCCACCCCAAAAUCCCCCGACGAUCUCAGCGACCUCAACCCACCCGACCCCCUCCCCUUGAUCAUCCGAGCAACGGACGGCAAGAGCCAAAGUACAGACCGGAAAAAGAACAAGCACAAGAUCAAGCUCAGCACGCUCGUUCAGCCGGACGAUCUGGAGGCUUUCUUCACGAGGUAUGCGGACGUGUGCAAGGCGGGUAUGCAGAGUCUGAAGAAGCGGGAUCGGAGUAAGAGGAAGAAGGAUAAGAAGGGGAAGAAGAAGGAGGCGGCGGGUGCUGGUGCUGGGGAGAAGAAGUGA
Molecule: messenger RNA, 429 nt
Organism: Fulvia fulva
Lineage: Eukaryota; Fungi; Ascomycota; Dothideomycetes; Mycosphaerellales; Mycosphaerellaceae
Exons: 3
Coding region: 1-429 (142 amino acids)
Biological process (GO): SRP-dependent cotranslational protein targeting to membrane
Cellular component (GO): signal recognition particle, endoplasmic reticulum targeting
Molecular function (GO): endoplasmic reticulum signal sequence receptor activity; 7S RNA binding
Source: RefSeq, a predicted model, not a curated record